Molecule: messenger RNA, 1207 nt
Organism: Bursaphelenchus xylophilus (pine wood nematode)
Lineage: Eukaryota; Metazoa; Nematoda; Chromadorea; Rhabditida; Aphelenchoididae
Source: the annotation of a GenBank genome assembly
AUGGCCAAUAUCUCUUGUGUAAUCUCCCGUGUAAUGUUUCAAUAUGUAAAAGUUGCAGCCCUUUCCUCACCCUUUGCGGAGAGUAAGAGUGCAAAAACCAUUGAAUGUUCAGGUUCGCUGACAUUUGACUGCUCAUAUCUUUGAACAUCUUUUGCACUUUUAGGCUGGAUUACGGUAACAUUCUUGGUGACAUCAGCCAGAAUACUCAAGUGGGUGCACAAAGCUACUUUGCCAGCGGAUCUUUGCGUGCGCCAAACAUCGUGUCUCAAAACAAAAGCGGAGGAUUCAUCCAAGCGCAUUAUGCAGGUUUUCUACACAGUUUUGAUUACGGUAAGUGGCAUUUCUUGAUCUUUAAUUUUUUUAGGUAGCCGUUGCUGUAAAUGGGCAGUUGUUUGAAGAAGAGGAUCUGUCUCCCGAGGAAUGUAAAGAAGCGGGAUUUAAUCCGGCCACAUUGAAAUGCGGCACAUGCAAAUUGUUACCUCAAUAUAAUCUGGAUUUAAUUGUCAGUGAUUGCGAGAAAUGUUGUCUCAAAGAGAGCGACAAAGGUCAUGAAGUGAGUAGAAGCCAUGCUUUUUGAUAACUUUAAUGGUUUUAGAAAUAUCCACUUGCUCAAAUUGAAAUCUGCGAAUGUAAUUUGCAACGAUUCCCUCAGGUGAACGGUAAGUAGAGAUUGAGGUGCCAAAAGUACAGAUUUACAAGCGAACAUGACGUUUGGGAUUAAAUAAUCUAAAGAUUGGCUGGAUCGUGAUAUAAACCGAUUUUAGGCACCAGCUUUUUCAAACAUGUGUGAUGUUUUCUAAAAAUUUGACUGAUGAAAUUCGAUAAGAUAUGUUAAAAUAUCAAUAACAUAUAAACGCGCAGAGACAUUGUUGGGGUUGGGGUUUUUGUCUCGGUCUGCGUUUUCGUCUAAACGCCCUUUUAUGCCGUCGAACCUCUUUUUUUGAAAGAAUAUUUCCGUGAAUUAUGGAUUAGAUUUUCUGACGGAGAUUAUUAUACUUUGACGGAAGUCUGAACCGCCAUUUUUGCAGCCUUCGUUAAGACCGAGUUAAGUCAACAAUGGGGAAACAAACUAAGAAUUCGGCAUGUUCGAGGAACCCUGCCCACCACCGUCCUUAAAGACAGUGAAGGGCAGCCUCAGAAGACGUUGAAUAUCGAAAAAUGGGAUACUGACACCAUCACAGACUUCCUCAACGACUGGUUGGAAUAG